Podarcis lilfordi (Lilford's wall lizard) is the source of this 17981-nucleotide messenger RNA. The record is from the annotation of a GenBank genome assembly. NCBI's taxonomy places the organism in Eukaryota, Metazoa, Chordata, Lepidosauria, Squamata, Lacertidae.
GCCAUACGAGUAUUUUAGAUAAAAGAACAAACGCGGUUAAGUACACUGGAACGUUUGGAUGGGAUAUUUUGCCUGCUUUAAAGAUGGCGGCGGCAGCCGAAACACCGGCCCUAGUAUCGCCUGCGCUUAAGGAGCCACUAACCCGAGCUGAAGCAGGCAUCACUUGCCCACUCCAAACAUGGCGGCAUUUCCCCUGCCCCCAAACCCCUUUCCUCAUCUCCGUUGAGGGCUAGGCGACAGCUAUCCCUGACCUCACUUCCGCUUGUGCAGCAGCCAUUUUGUCUUUCCGUUGAUCCUGCUGCCCGAGCUUCUUCCUCCCACCCGUCGCCGCGGACCGCGAAACUCCAGUUCCACCCCCUGGGGCCUGACUCUAGUCUAGACCCAACGGCUUGCUUUUUACCCCGCCAGGCAACUUGCUUUCCCCCCGACCACUCUCGCCGCCACCCCCCUGCUCCCCGUUCUCGCUUUUUCCCACCCAGCCACCCCGGUCCCGUCUCCUUCGCGGCAACCUGUGACAGGAGACGCUUCCCCCACCCCAACCUUCCCGUCCCCCUUCGCCGCCGGGUGACCCCAAGUGCGCACCCCGCCUCCCUCAGACGGCUCGGCUGUCCCGAUCCUCCCUCCGCCGCCGUGGGGGCUAGAGAAAGAAGCGAGCCGAGGGAAAGCGGGUGAGGCGGAGGAGGAGGGCAAGGUCCGGGCGGGCGUCCCUCCCUUGCGCGCCCGGCCAUGUCGAGCGAGGAGAGCUACCUGGCCAUCCUGCGCUACCUGACCAACGAGCGCGAGCCUUACGCGCCGGGCACCGAGGGCAACGCCAAGCGCAAGAUCCGCAAGGCGGCCGCCUGCUACGUGGUGCGCGGCGGGACCCUCUACUACCAGCGCCGGCAGCGGGACCAGCAGCGCUUCGCCGAGCUCGAGGUGGUGCUGCAGGCCGAGCGACGCGCCCGGCUCAUCCGGGCGGCGCAUCUGGAGCCCGACGGCGCCCACCGGACGCGCCUGCAGACCUGGCAGCGCCUCUCCAAGCGCUACUGGUGGCGAGGUGAGCGGACGGCGGGGAAAGGGGGAGGGGGGAGAGCGGGGAAGCGACGGGUCUCCGGCCCGAGCGAGCCAAGCGACACGCGCGCCACUCGCCCGCCACACCUCCUGCUCCGGGCUUGGAGCGAGGAGCGCCGCCCCUGGUCUAGGCGGACGGAGCUCUCCUCCUCCUCGGAGCUGCUGCAAGACGGGUCGGAGGGGAGCGAGGGGUUGGCUGUGUCCUAGGACGAACUCGGAGGAGGAGGGGUUCCGCUUAAAAACACACACACACACAAAUAAUCCCCCACCGAAUGCACCCGAGUCUCGUACCUUAGUGAGCAUGUGCUCGCCUAUGGUUAAGGUAGCCUGUCCGGCCCCAAUGCAGCAUCCCUUGCAGUCAGAGGGCGAUGUUGACCAGAAGGGUGGUGGGCUGCUUUGUGGAUUUUGGCUGUGGCACCGAGUCUUAAAGUGAAAAAGGUGAAUCAGUCGCUAACCCGAUUUUCAGGUGUCUUCAGCUCAGUGUCCGUCCCCCCAAUACAUUUUGAAACUUAGGUAGAUGCCUCCUUUUUGUUUUAACGUUUAUCAUUUUACAUAGAUCACCUGUGUUCAGAGGGCUUUGCCCUGAUCUGGUUCUCACAAGGAGACUCCCAACUAAGACACCCCAGCCACUUGUCCUCCCUGUUUGUUUUCCUAUUUGUCAUGUUGAACUAAGCCAUACUUUGGCUUAGCAUGUUGGCCAAACCCAAGGCUCACGGUUUGGCUCUGUCCAAGGUUUAUCCUGUGACCAAGCAAUAUCAUGAUUUGACUGGGAGACCUAAACCAUGAUUUAGGAGCAGGGCGGUGGCUGAGGUCUCCUCUCCAGGAGCCUUCAUGUUUGUUCUAAGCCAUGAUUUGGCUUGGUGUGGCAAGCACUAUCUUACUAAGAAUUAUAAUAGUCAAGUGGUCAGUAGUAUGCCUAGAUGGGAAGUCUAGUUUCAACUGUGCUCAUUGGAAAACAAGUUCUGCUGAUUUCAGCAGAUCUUCAAGUAAGUAAGUUCUGCUGAUUUCAGCAGAUCUUCAAGUCUAGUUUCAACUGUGCUCAUUGGGAAACAGGUUCUGCUGAUUUCAGCAGAUCUUCAAGUAAGUUCCUAUUUCCAGAUGAAAAAAAUCUAUUCCAACCAACUGGAUUAAUUUUUGAGUAAACGGGUUGACUGCAAGUUGUUGUUUUUUAAUCCUGGAAGCACACUUCGUUUUUGGAAGGUUUUUUCUUUCUUUUUUUGCAUAACUAUAAAGAGCAAAAAUAAGAGCAGACAUUAACAUGGUUAAGUUGAUAGUUCAGCUGUAUAGAAUGUGCUAAUGUGUUCAUUAGAUAAUAUAACUGUUUCAGAGAAGAUCUAAUACAGUGGACCUGCAGAGACAUUAAUGGUUUAAAAACAAUUAUUAAGAAUAUUUUAAUUCAAAAUAUGAGGUUUUCCUGUAUAUCUAGCACAGUAUCUUAUUUGGGGUUUGUUUUUAAAAGCCUGUAAUGGGAGGACCACACAGAAAGAACACUAGCAACUUCAAGCAUAUAAAUAUAGCAACUCACUGCUGUGUAGGCAGAGGACCAACUUGGUAGGGAUUGUAGACUCUAAACAUUGUCUACAAAGGACAAAAAACCACCUUUAGCAGCAUUAUGCACAGGCUUGCUUGUGAACCAGGAACAUUUCUCAGAGGGUCAAAGAAUGUGACUUGGCAAUCCGUCUAACAAAGACAUAUUUGCUGAAGAACUUCCUGUGCUGUUGGUUCCAAAGUGUGGGAAUUGCAAAAGAAAAAAGCAGUGGGCAGGCCCAUCUUGCAUGGAAAUGUGUGCAGCUUUCAGCAAGUGCAUCAUUACCAUGAUUUGGCACAUGGAUCAGGAGGAAGGGUCACGUAAGCAACAUGGAGAUGCAGCUUGAAAGAGUGGAUGUCUUGAAUUAAUGCAUGCAUCUCUGAUUUGCACUAAGUCACACAAGGAGGUCUGGUAGAAGGUGGAAUUGUUGAUUCUUGAUUAUUCUGUUUCCAUACAGUCUGAGUGGAAUUAUUAUCAAAAUGAAAGACAAAUGUUGUUAUUUUCUAGAAUUACUUGCUGAAUAUUACCUGAAAGGACAAAGGUGAAUACAUCCUUUUUUGCAUCAAUGAAGCAAUAUUUACAAUGAUAUUUUUUUUUUUUGGCAUGCCUUUCUUUAGGUAUUCUGAAGCAAGUUAAAGAUUAUAUUAAGGAAUGUAGCAAAUGCCAGGAAAAAUUGGAUCGUUCCAGAUCUUUGUCUGAUCCUUCUGAAAUGCUGGAAGAACUAGGUUUAGACACAAUAUCUCACGAAGAUAGUAAUGAAACAGAUGAUGAAUUAAGUAACUCAGCGUCGCUUCCAGCAGCUUUGCCAAAACCUGUGAAAAAGAAGCCAAUAGCCAAACAUGAGCUUGUUUUUGUAAGUAACUUUUUAUACAAUCUGGUACCAAGGUUUAUUUUAUAUUUGUAUUACUUAAUGAUGUAAAUAAAAGAUUUAAACAAAGUUUAAACACACUGCUUGUUACUUUUUCUUUUUUAAAAAAAUCCCAGGUUGAUAGUAAAGGUCUUGUGAAACAAACUUCUCCAAAGCAUUCUCUGUCAGUCUUAAACCAACUGAAUCAGCAGCGGCUUUCCAGUCAGUUUUGUGAUGUUACUUUGCUUAUUGAAGGUGAAGUGCACAAAGCACACAAAUCUAUAUUGGCAGCCAACAGUGAGUACUUCAGAGAACUUUUCAUCGAAAAAGGAGCUAUUUCCAGUCAUGAAGCUGUGGUGGAUCUUUCAGGUAAACUGAUCUAAGCAAAAACAACAACCCAUAAAUAAUGGGGGUUUUUUUUGGGGGGGGGACUAUUCAGAAUUUGUUUGGUCAAAUAGAAAAGAUGUUGAAAACCACCCCCAACACCAUCAAAGAGGACUGAAUGAUUUCAUUUUGUCUGUUUGCAUACUCUGCUUAGAUUGAUAGGUAGCUGAUUUAGUCAGACAAAUUUCCCCAGCUGGUUUAUUUAUUUAAUAGAUCUUUACCCUGCCCUUUCAGGACAAGAAACUCCCCCAAGGCUUACAGUAAUUCUUUAUUAAGUAUAUUAAUUACAGAUCAAAAACAUUGAAAUAACCAGAUAAAAGCAGCAGAGAGCAGUGACACACAUUAAAAAUUAAUAAAAUUCUGAACAAAACAGAAGUUUUUAAAGAUAUGCUGAAAGGCAGAUAGCGACAAGGCCAUACAUACUUCCCUACAGAGAAAAUUGCACAAGAUGUCGGGUCACCGCUGAAAAGAGCCUGUUUGAGGCUUGCCAUAUUAUAAACCGUCCUGUGAUCUUUGGAUGAAGGGUGGUAUAGAAAUUAUACGUAUGAAUGAUCGACCUCGAUGGAAGGCCAGAAAGCUGUUUGUGAGCAGGAUGCAGGGCUAUAUACAUGGCCUGAUCCAGCAGGGCUGCCCUUCAAGACAUGCAUACCAUUCAGUAUGAUAUGCUGUCUCCAGAACUAAGUCCCAGAGUUUCUUUGUUUCUGCUGGCAUUUCAUAUGCACAAACAGGAGGAGCUAACAGGGUGUGGUAGUAGAGGACGGAGAUGCCAUGGACAGAGAACUACUGCUGUUGAUAUGUGAGUAAGGAAGUUAGGUCUCUGCUGUCCAGAGUGUAUGGGAGAAGUUGCAUUAGAUCCCAAAUACAGGGAAUAAUAUACUGCUGUACUGGCCAUAUUUAGAAAUCACGCAUCCAGAAACAUAAGACAUUAAAACAAAGUGAACUUAAAGAAACUAGAGAGUGUUACAUUUUGCUGCAGAAAAGCCUCUUAAGCAUGUUUCAGACAAAUGGAACCUCUCUCUUUCUGCUUGUAUAGUUUCUCCAGAAAAUAUGUUAGGGGUUCCUAUUCAAUAGAGACCAGAGCAGGCAACCUUUACUUUGAGUGAGCUUCUGGGACUGUCAUAUGGAUAGACCACACAGUGUCUGAUUUCUAAAAUCCUUCAGCUGCACUUCUAAGGUAUUCCUCCCAAAUUUGCCUAAUUUGUCCUGGAAGUAUUCAUUUUCUCUUCAGAACUCCAAGAAUGUGGUCAUACAAACCAAAAAUUAUCCCUGAGGACUUUGUUCAUAUGGUUUGAGGCUGUUAUUAUAGUUAGCUGGUAAUGAACAAAAACAGCAAUUUAUUUCUAAAUAGUGAUCAUCUCUUAAAACCCUUUUGUCACCUUCUUCCUUAUUUGUUGCAGGCUUUCGCAAGGCCAGCUUCCUCCCUUUGCUAGAAUUUGCUUAUACCUCAGAGCUGACGUUUGAUUUCUGCAAUAUGGCAGCAGUAGCUGAGCUGGCCCAACAUCUCGUCAUGACAGAAGUCCUGGAAAUCUGUGAAAAUGUGCACAAGCAAAUGGAAGAUAAACAAAUCACAGUGUACCAAAAAGGAGAUGUUCAGAUAGUCGAGGUAGCGCAAACUCUUUUAGAGCAGAACGAAAGUGAGGUAGCUCAGAAUCUUUCAGAGCAGAACGAAAGCCCAUUGAACCCAGCGGACAGCGUGGAGCAGCCUUUACCUACAGAAGAUGCUGUAGCAACUGUGAAUGGAACAUGUUCGAGUACCGAUGUGGAAGAAAUGGCUACGCCUGAGGCUGCACCGCAAACUGCUUCAGAGCCUCUCGUGGACAAUCCUCCAGAGCCUCUAGUGCAAUCUACUUGUGUAGAAAUGACCGAAACUGAAGAAAAAACCCAAAUUGUAGAAUGUACCGCAAGUCAGACUGUUUCUUUAGUGCAGUCCGAGCUUCCAGCAGCAGAACAAGUCAUUAUCAGCACUCGGGCAGAAAGCGAUACCGAUCAGAACGAUGGAAGUGAACAAAACGUGAUCAGCGAAGCAAAUGCAGAUGCUGCCUCUGAAGAUAAUCGGGAAGGACUUAAGCGAAAACGUGGCAGACCAUGUAAAAUGCAGAGCACUCCUCAGUCUCAGUCAGAGACCUCAGUUUCCGGUCAAGAUGACACCUACAAAAGCAAGCUACGUCAGCGUUCUGUGAGUGAGGGAGGCUAUAUCAAGUUGCACAAGGGCAUUGAGAAAAAACUACAAAAUAGAAAGCCGGCAGCCAAAUCAGCCAUUCAGCAGGUAUGCUCAGAAUCUUACCGUCCAAAAAACUUUCUUUGUGUCCACUGAGCUAUUUGUUUGCUUGUUUGUUUGUUCGUAGUAAUAAGGAUAUAUCUUUGCUUUCUUGCAUUUCAAUCCCAGCAAGGCUUCCAAGGUGGUUUAGAAUAAAAAAUAAUUUUUAAAGAUGUAAUGUAUACAAAAUCGUAACAUCAUCAGAUGUAAUGAUUAAAACAGUCAACAAAAGUAAAUUCAACAGUACAAGAAAACAAUUCCAGUUCCACUGUCCAUUUGCGAUCUCGCUGCUUCCUGCUGUACCCUUAAUAUCAGGGGCAGACAUAACAGGGCCUUGCCAGAGCAUGUGAAUUCACUACAAAGAUAUGCAGGAGAUAUUCAAGGACCGCUUUUCCCCAUUUCAAGGCCUAGAGGGUGGCAACCUGAGUACAGGCCUUUUCUCUGGUGACUCCCUGUUUAUAGAAUGCUCCCCCCAGGGAGGCUCGCCUGUUGUCAUUAUAUAUCUUUAGGCACCAAGCAAACAAAACCUUUCCUUUAUAACCAGGACUUUGCCUUCAGCUAUCUAUGGCCUUUUAGAAGUGGUUGGGAUGCUUUUUAAAUAUAUAUCUGUUUCCUCUUCAUUGAAAGAUAUCUGUGUGGGGUUUAUCGUCUAUUUAUUUGGUUGUAAGUUGCUUUGGCCUGGGCAAGAUAAAGCGACUGACAUAUUUAAUAAAUGAUGAUGAUGAUGAUAAUUUCACCAUGAAUAUGCCCUAAGUUGUUUCUUCCUUUCAGGAGGCUUAUUGCAACAUUUGAGAACCUAUGAAUUAAUGUGUAGAAGCCUUGAAUAAGCACAGCCUAUAUGUAAACUACUUGUAGAGUGGUUUGGUAAUGUGUAAGAAAGCUGUAAUCACAGCUUCACCAUGACAUCUUAAUUCAAAAUUAGAUUUGUGCUCCAUUAUUGAACGCUUUGGUCAUUGCAGCUUCUACGUUGCUCUAUAUAGAGGUGAGCAUGCACCAAAAAGCGUCGCUCCUUGGAGUCUACAUGUACAGCAUGAACAUCUGUAGCAAAGGAUAUGGCAGACAUACAGCUGUACAUGUGAAGACUUCAGUGUGACCUGGGUCCCCAAUCACGUAGAAUUCUAGCUGUACACAGAAACGCUUUGGUGUUAACAUACAUUGGUGCUGUACACACAGAAAACAGGUGCUGGAAUAACCUGGGACGCUUUUGCUCCUGUGGAGAGGGCUCACAUGUCUGAAGAGGGCUCACAUGUUGUUGAAUUGAGCUAAUACGAGCAUGUAGGUUUUAUGGGGAACAUCACAUAUAUCUUCUUCAUGUCCCUUUGCUAAAAUUUAAUAUUUUAAAAGAAAACUUCCAUUGCUAUUCCACUUGGCUUGUUGAUUUUACAGUCCCUCCCUCCCCUAUGUAAUGUUAAUUGUAACCAAUCCUUUUCAAUUAGGUUGCCAUGAAGCUAGUGCAAAGAGGCAAGAAGAUGAAGCAGCCCAAGAGAGACACUUCAGAGCACAGUGAGACAGAAACUCAGCACAAAUGUGGUGAAUGUGGAAUGGUUUUUCAGAGGCGUUAUGCUCUUAUAAUGCACACACUGAAGCAUGAAAGGACAAAGAAUUUUAAAUGUCCAGUAAGUUUCCCCUUAAAAUUACUCUAAACUGGCACUUCUGUAGCAAUGCUUGUUCAUGCAUUUAUUACUUAACUUUAUUUUUUUUAAAAUUGUACAAAUUACCAUUUAAUACAGAGUUUAAAAACGGCUCAAGUGUUAUGUAAAUGUUAACAAUAAGUUAAAAGCAUCAUGCGACUGAACAUUCCCUAAGAUUUGUCAUUCAAUAACUUAAGAAAUAUAGACAAUCUUUCAAUAAAUCUGUUGGUUUUGUUAAUUUGUGUUGUCCUAGAAUAUAUUAAUUUAAACAGUCUCACAGUAAACCAUAAUUUCUCAAACCAAUAUACAGUAUUGUUAGAGGAGCAUUGUUUCCCCCUGUUGUUUUUUGCUAAAAUUGUUUGGUUGCUUCUAGCAAAUUGACAUCUGGAACUGUGUUUUUUAGAUAACCCCAGUAGUAUCUUAGGAUACCAAGGGUUAGGGUACCCUAGUGUUUUUGUAACUGAUUAUAUUACAAACGUUCUGAAAGAUAGGAAAUUCCCAAUAUAUGUGCAAAAAUAUCUGCCUGUGUCAUCCCACAGCUCAAGCAAUUGUCCUGUCCUUUUCUAUAAAUCAGGUUUAAUGUGUAUGGUUUUAAAUUCCAUUGCUAUUAGAUUUUAAAAUUUCCCUUUAAAUUUGCUGAAACUGGCCUGGCUAGGGAAUGAGUACAUAGUCAUUUCCAUGCAUCAGUUCUUGUUUCAUGUCCAACAUCUCUCUAUUCUUUAAAUGCUAGAUUAAUUGAGUUGUGUACAGCCUACCACUUCCCUUUGAUAAUCCAUUUGGCAUUUAACAUUGCAAUAAUCUCCCAGCGUGGUUUCUCAAAAGAUAACAAUUCCAACUUAAACUCCCAUCACUGCUCUUAAAUAUGUUUCAGCUCUCCAGUCAGAUAGCUUAGAUUAAUAGUCUCUACAUCUUGGAGUGUUACAAGACAAAUGUUGUCGCCAUUCCUGUCUGCAAUUUGUAAUAUGUAUAAAGUGGAACAGACUUUUAGAAUUUGAGUUGUCACAGAUCUCUUAGUCAGAUCUAUGCAUUGCUAUUUAUACAUUACUUUUAUCUGUAAGGUAUGCAAACCUGGAAGUAAGUCCCUUAUCUAGUAGAUGGAGAGAACUCUUCCAGCUACAAAACUGGUAUGAAUGUUGAUCUCUGAUUCUUAGUGUUAAGAUUUCAAGUGACAUAUCAAAACAAUUUUAUGUUUCUCAGCUGUGCAAAAAAGAGUUUCAGUAUGGUGCCUCGCUGCGAGCCCACCUUGUUCGCCAUACCCGAAAAAACGAAGUGACUGUUGCAACUGCCAGUAUAGAAGAGAGUGGUGCAGCUAUGAAGGGCAGAACUAAACGGGAGUUUAUCUGUGAUAUAUGUGGAAGAAGUUUGCCUAAACUCUACUCUCUGAGAAUCCAUAUGUUGAAACAUACAGGUGUAAAGCCACAUGCAUGUAAGGUAAAAGUAAUGCUUUAUGGUCUCACAUUUUUGAUGUAUUUCUUGCGAUAUUUUAGCCAUGUGGCUUAAAGCUUAUAUGAAGUUCAAUUGCUAUCUGAAAGUAACAGAAUUCAUAACAAUGAAUACUGCUGAAAUGAAGGAAAAGUGGAUGGGAACUUUGUGUUAAGUUUUAAUGUAGCCUUGAAAAACCUCAGUAUUAGGCUGUGAAACCUUUCAUGAAUUAUAAACCAUAGUUAAAAUCUUGAUUCUGCAAUACUUCAAAAAGGUGGAUGCUAUGGCCACCAUGUUUCAUUUACUUAAUCCUAAAGGCCUAGAUUUCAGUUUGAACUCGCAUUGGCUCCAUUGAUACCUAAAUAAUAUUUAGCUAAGUCAUACUCAGAGUAGACAUCUACAGAGUAGAGUUGAAAUCAGUUGAGGUAAGUUACUGAAGCCUAUUGAUUUCAUUGUGUCUGCUCUGCGACUAAUGUUGAUAUCACCCAGCCACUUUGGCUUUCAUAUGUAUUGGGUGAAAUCCAAUGCUGCCAUUCCACUGGCAGAACAGCUUUUGAUCCAGCAGUGGUGUCUAUGCGCUCCUGAAAUAUUCUGAGCAACCUGUUCUUCAAGACCUCCCAACAACCCACUGGAGGGUUGUGAGGGCUGCAGAGGGAAUGCACAUGGGAGAAAAUCGCCUUUUCUUACUUUAGCUGAUGCCUCCACUGGAUCAAAAGCUAUUAUGUGAGCAGAACAGUAGCGAUUGAUUUCAUUGAUUAUAAAAACAUCUAAUUACAUUUGCAGGUGUACCAUAGGUGUUGGGAGUUUAGUAGGCAGACUUGCUACGUUUAUUUUCUGUUUUGCGAUUUUCAAGAUUGAAAUUUGAAUUGGUCAUGCUAGGUUUCUAAGAUCAUCAAUUAUUAUCUCAGUUUGCACUGUCAUUAAAGGGUAUGCAUUACCUAAAAAAGAUUUCUCAAGUGCUCUCUGUCUCUCUGGAGCUUUGAGUUUUACUGGAAUAAGUUUUUUCUUCAUCACUGAAAUGCUAAACUACUUCUGCACGUACAAAUUGUGGGCUGUAUCCAACUAAGUAGAUCUGCUAGCACAAGGAUUUCUGUUUUCACAUGGGAGGUUUGCCACCCUGUCUUCUCCCACAUGUCCAUUCCGCACUCCCCAAAUCUGCUCCAGAAGAUUGGGAAGCCCCCCAGAACAGAUUUAAGGGGGCACAGGAAGAGGAGAGGAGAGGGAGAUGAAGUCCCUUCAGCAGCCAAAGGUAGUUGCACUAGUGGAUCUGUUUAGUUGGAUACUAAAUCCCUUUGUCUUCUUGUCUCCUAGUUUUGCCAUAAAACUACUCUUACUUUACCAUCGAAUGCUUCCUUUAUCGUAGGUAGUUGCUCUCUGUUUGGAGGGAUGGUAACAUUUGCUGACAAUUUGAUCUCUUGCAGAUUUGUGGAAAGUCGUUUACUUACAAACACGGUUUAAAGAUGCACCUCGCGCUCCAUGAGGCACAGAAGCAGUUUAAAUGUGAAUUGUGUGAUAAGUCUUUUGUCACAAAAAGAAGUCUUCAGGAGCAUAUAAGCAUUCACACAGGUAAAUGAGAGAGACCCUUUCUUAUUAAGGAAAAAGUAACACCUGCACUAUGCUUUCAUGGGUGUAUAAACUGAAUGCACUCAAACCACAAAUAUUUAGCUAGUGGUUUCAGUUCAGUUCAGCAUUCCAGCCAUAAGUGAUGAGGGAGCUGAGAGACUAGAGCUCUCCUGUUUCAAUUUUCAACUGGCAGCUUUGAAUCGGUAUAUUAAAUUCAGCUUUAUUUUAUAUUAAUUGCUUAUUUUAUGAACAUUGUUGCUGAUUCAUGGUGUUAACAGUUGAAUCAGCUAAAAAAGGGGAAUGAGAUUAUUUUCUCCUCAUCCCUUACCACAACUUAUCUCCCAUUUGUCUGUAGUACAGGGUGAGGCUUUUCUCUUUGUCUUCUUUGUAGUCCCGCAGUCUCUUUUCUGUAGCCACUGCCUAACUGUUCAUCAUCUCCUGUGAGCUUCUUCCAUUUCCACAGAACCAUAUCUCUACAAAUUUCUCUACAAUUCUGAUGCCUUCUUGGCCCUGUUGUACUCAUUCUUUUCUUCUGCCUUAGCUGGCUUCUUCUAAAGAAUGUUUGAAUUAUUGGUCAGUUGAAUUGUUAGUCAAUUAUUCAAUGCCUAAAUAUUUUUCCUACAUGUGUAAAAAGACUGGAGUGUGGUGCAACAUGCCUUAGCUGCCCCUGUGCCAUAAUUGUCAACAACAUAUCUACCUACUCUCAACUUUCUUUCAUCCCAUUUGCUGCCUCUACUCCCUUUCCUAGUGAAUAUUCUUCUUUUUCUUCUUUGUUAAACUUGUAUACCACCUUUCACCUGAAGAUCACAGUGCAGUACACAGCAUAAAAAACCAAAACAAGAACAAAAAAUACAUAAUUAAAAAACAUAGCAUUUUGCUGACAAUGGACUCCAAAACUCCGGUCUUGUUAUAGCCUACACUCCCUGGUAGAUGGAGCCUAGUUGGGCUCUCAGUCAGUCAGUCAGCAGAGACUGGAGUGGGAAAGGAUUCCUUCUGAGGACCAAAGAUGCAAAAAAAGGCUGGCUUCCUCAAGAGGAGGAAUUCCAGCAGCUGUGGAGGAGGGCCAGAUGAACAGCUCACUUCUUCCACUGAUGGUCUCUAGCUGCUACUACCUCUGAGAGCAAAGUAUCUAUUUUCCUCAGCUAACCUCCUUCCUGUUAUAUUUGCUCGCAUUAUCUUCUCUCAUAUUUUAGGCAAAACCAUGCAAGGAAAUGCAUUUCAAAAGCAUUUUUAAUGUUACAAAUAAUUUUGUUUUUUUGCCUUAAGUUGAAUACGAUAGCAUCUAUUAAAGCCAUUGCCGCUAUUAUUUUGUCAGGAGAAUCAAAAUACUUUUGCUCACACUGUGGAAAGUCUUUCCAUAGAGCUUCAGGACUUAGCAAGCAUAUAAAGAAACACCAGCCAAAACCUGAAAUUCGGGGAUAUCAGUGUACUCAGUAAGUAUGAAAAGAAUUGCAAGCCUUUAAAUGUUUUAAGUAUAUUUUUGCCAAUUUCAGUGGGUAUCAAAAUGAAUUCCCAUGUUACUUUUACAGAAAUCUGCCAGGCUGUUUCAGGCAAGCCAUGCCCGCUCCACAAAAUAUGAUGUCAUGUGUGGGGUAGAUAAGGGUGAGGCUUGGCUCCCUGCUUCCCAGACACCUGACACUGAGAUUAUCUCAGUUGGUAGAGCAUGAGACUCUUAAUCUCAGGGUUGUGGAUCCUGUAUUGCAGGAGGGUUUGGACUAUAUAAUCUUUGUGGUCCCUUUCCAACUCAACGAUUCUAUAGCAACCAGCUGGCUGCUGGGUGCAUCAGAAGUGCCAUACAAAGCACUUUGCACUUUGCAAGUGCUUUCUGCACGUCAUUUCUCAAGUGCCCAACAACCAGCUCACUGUGAGGCAUUUGGGAAGCGCUGCACCGAGUGCUUUGCAAACCUUGUGCUUGGCGCUUCCCAAGCACUGAGUGCCGGGCUUCCAAAGCUUGCUCACUGUGCGCAGGCAGCUCUUUCCAAACAUCUGACAAUUAGCUGGUUGUCAGGUGUUUGGGAAGGGUGGCACACAAGGCUGAACAAGCCCUUCAAACUGCUUCUCCCCCGUGGACCAACUUUUACAGGUGUCAAUUGCUCAAAGCCACUUUGAUUUCAGACACGUGGUUGGUCCUGCCCAUCUGUCCAAGGUGGGUUACAGUGGUGGUUGGGAGAUGAAGACCUGGCCAAAACUGUUCUCCACCCCUGGUAUAGAUUAUAUGUGGUUUAAUGUGAAAGCAGAGUUUUGCUCUUAUCACACUUCAUUUCUUAUGACUUGUACAGGGCGAGUCCUUUAAAAGAGGCCCCGUGGAUACAGAGUACACAUGUUCCACGGGGCAUCUUUUAAAAGACUCACCCAGUACAAUGUAGCUUGUGAUAGCAUAAGGGUGAGUGAGUGGCUGUGGGUUUCUUAGGGAAGGAAAGUUGAUUUGUCUUUAAAAGGCAUGGGAACAAUUUUUCAAUAGAAAAUUUGGGCUUCAAAAUCAGACUCUUUUCUUUUUUACAAAAUUUUUUAUGUUAUAUUACACUUUGUAGCUAAGACCACUAUAAAUCAUACAAGCUUGCUUGUCAAGAAAAAAAAGAAAGUGAAUAAAAAUGGAGGGGGGAGGGAAUCAAACUGUUUUCUAUAAGGGUAGAGGAUUAGCCCGUCAUCAGACUUUUGUAGCAUAGCAAGUUGGGCCAUACUUUUGUGAAGUAUUAGACGCCUGUUAAUGGGGAUUAUUUUUAUAGGUUUUAAUUUUUUUUACUAACAUUAAUUUCAGUGUAUCUAUUCUAACCUGCCACCCUGGGCUUCUUUGGGAGGAAAAGCAGGACAAAAAUCUAAUAAAUAAAAAUAAGCAACUCUCCAGAUCCAGCCCAUAGUUACAUUAACAUGAUAUAACAGUCUAGUUGGGCAUGCAGCUUAUAGCUGUACCUCAAAUACCUUUCCCAGGAAGUUCCUUUAACCAAAUGUGUACAAUUGUGUACUGUUUCAGAUGUGAGAAAAGUUUCUAUGAACCCCGAGAUCUCCGACAGCACAUGAACAAGCAUCUUGGGGUGAAACCAUUCCAGUGCCAAUCCUGUGGAAAGUGCUAUAGUUGGAAAAAAGAUUGGUAUUCUCAUGUGAAGUCCCAUUCUGUUACUGAGCCUUACAGGUAAAUCAAGUAAACUAGUCUAAGCUUUGAAUAAAUACUCAGAUGAUAAAGACCUGUAGCCAAGUCAGUGUGUACUUCGUAAUUCUGCUUGUGCAUAAUGGAAUGACUUUUGGAUGCAUAUUUUAAAAUUCUGUGUCAUAGCCAUCAGGAAUGAUUAAUAUAAAAUAUUUUGAUUAUCGCCUCAGCUUAGACUUCCUACAGCUCCUUAAAAUUUCUUAAUAUGUUAAAAGGCAGCUUUGUACUCACCAAGUAAUCUGAUUGGGAUAAAAAUGACUUCCCAGCCCAAACACUUAUUAUUGUAAGAGUUAUAAAUACUUUUAGGACUUUUCUAUCCUGCUCUAACUGUCUUCUCUCAUUUUUUAGGUGCAAUGUGUGUGGCAAAGAAUUCUAUGAGAAAGCUUUGUACAGAAGGCAUGUCAAGAAAGCAACUCAUGGGAAAAAAGGAAGAGCAAAGCAAAAUUUGGAACGUAUUUGUGAGCACUGUGGGAGAAAAUUCACCCAGCUUCGGGAGUACAGAAGACACAUGAACAACCAUGAGGGUAAAUCUGACAAGUUUAAUUUUAAGAAUAAUGCCAUGUUUCAAUAAAUGAACAAAAAUUGGGACUUAGAAAACAUUAAAUUUAAGGGGGAAAUGGUUCCAGUCAGCACUGCUUUGACAUGGGCUAAAAAUAAUGGACUGGGUGUAAAUAAAUGGUGCAUUUAUGAAAUGAUGAAAAAUUAAUAAACAAAUGAGACUAUCAUGCAGUAGCCAGACUGCCAUGAUUUUCUUAGCUCUGUAUAAUUUUUCUACACACAUCUUUGUAGAGGACUUCAGUGACUUUCAAGUAUGCUUUAUGAAUCCAGCCCAUGGACCUGAUUAGACCCACUAGGGCUCCCCAUUGGGCCUGCAAUGCCAUUUUGGACAUGCCCAAUGUCUUCAGGUGUGGGGCAGGAAGAAACCUGGCUCAGCUGAAAGGGCAUUUGCAGACUAAACAGCUGAUCAGUGUUGCAUAGAAAGCCUUAAGCAAAGCACUGAGUAAGGUAUCAGUCAGCUGAUUGUUGGCUCUUCAGCAGCACCUUUCAAAGCAUUGUGCAAGAGCACUUUGAAAGGGGCUCCUGAAGACACCUGGGGGCAAAAGGUGAUUGGGUGUCAUGUGCCAAAGUUUGCCCACAAUACGGGAGGGCAACCAUUUGAUCCACUGGCCAGAUCCAAUCGUCCACCCAUGCAAUAAAUUGUUAAGGAAAGUAUUGUAAUGUUAAUAAAAACACUAUUUCAACAAAGGUUCAAAUGCAGAAAACGCUCCAAGUGCUGGUAGCAAUAUAUUGUAACAUGGGCAGAUGAAAAAAGAGUGAGUGCUCUAUUGUAAUUUGGGGGUCUGAACUAAUUGAUACAGCAGUAUUUCUUAAUUACCUUUUUGGUAACCAGUAGGUUUUCCUUAGCCUUUCAAACGUUACCUCCUUUCUUUCUUAUUUUGUUAAAUAGGUGUUAAACCCUUUGAAUGUCUGACCUGUGGAGUGGCUUGGGCUGAUGCACGUUCUUUAAAGCGCCACGUACGGUCACACACUGGAGAGAGGCCUUACGUUUGUCCAGUAUGCAAUGAAGCCUACAUAGAUGCCCGUACCUUAAGGAAGCACAUGACCAAGUUCCACAGGGAUUAUGUACCUUGUAAAAUUAUGCUGGAAAAGGACACACUUCAGUUUCAUAAUCAGGGAACCCAAGUAGAACAUGCCAUCAGCAUUCUAACAUCUGAUGUGCCAGAACAAGAAACAGAGGUUUGCAGUGAAGAGAUUGAAACAGUAGUAGUGACUGAAGAAACACUGGAAACAGGUGCAACUGCUGAAGACUGUACAACAGUUUCCACACUUUCUGACCAAAGUAUCAUGCAGGUCGUCAAUUAUGUGUUGGCACAACAAGGACAGAAAAUGACUGAGGUCACAGAAGCCAUUCAAACUGUAGAAGUGGAGGUAGAACAUGUUUCUGAUCCAGACUGAAUACAAAAGUUCACGAAUAAGGAAGGUGACCUGGGUGAAGCGGCAUGCAAUUAUCAAAGUAUUAACCAUCGUACUGGUUGGAUUUUUACAGUAAUAGCUCCAGAACACUGCUCAGAGUUUCUUGAAUGUGUAAUACCAACCUCUGUAAUAAAACGCAAAAUCAAAGACUUUCCAUAUAAGCCAUGGACAUGUACUAAGACUACUGAUCAGUUGUAAUCACUUAGUAAAAUCUCAAAAAUAAAGUCACUGGUGUGGUAGUGUUAGGUAUGUUGUAGUUUUUGUUUUCCCCUCUGCAGUUUGCUUUUACAGUGGUACCAUGGGUUAAGAACUUAAUUCAUUCUGGAGAUCCACUUUAGCUAAUGGGGCUAAGUUCUUAACCCGAGGUACUAUUUCUGGGUUAGCGGAGUCUGUAACCUGAAGCGUCUGUAACCAGAGGUACCACUGUAUACUGCUGUUUUGGCUUUGUUGGGCAGUUUGGUAUGCUACGAAGUUGUGCCAGUCACUUAAAAACUCAGCUAUGUUUGAAGUUCACUGAAAAGCAGGAUAGGAGUUUGAUCUGCAAGUUUACCUAUGAACCUGUUAUCGAUAUAGAUGAAUAUUCUGAUCAUGGGAAGGACUGAGGUGGUGAGUUGUACUCCAGUGUGUAUGUUGGGGCAAAUCUCUGCUGCAUUGUACAUUCCUGCACUUUUUCAGUUUUGUCUCUUGCAUAACCUGUAAAAGUACUUUUAAGAUUGCAUGUCCUACAACUAGCAAACAUAUUUGUAUACUUUAUAUAUAUAUGCUGGUGCAAUUAUGCUUCAUUAAGAGCACUGUAAACAAAGAAAAACUAAGGAAUGUGCUGUGUAUAUGAAAGCCAAGAGUGGUUAUUUUAUUUUGUUGUACAUUUCAACAUCCAUGAAACCUAACUUUUGUAUAUGCAGUUUUGAGAGGUAAGGAAUUAAAGCCUAGUUGCCAAGAUUAAUAAUUUUAAAAAGAAAAACUUGACCCAUUAAGAGUUAGAUGCAAAAGAGCACCAUAGGGUUCCAAUUGAGUUGUUUAUCAAACCAUAACGGAUGAAAUCUAUAUCCAUAGCAGUGAUAUUGAGCUACUGUCGGUAAACUCUAAUCAAGCAAAUUACUAUUUAUUAUAGAGGCUUGAAGUUUGUAUUUGUAAAGAAAUUAAUUUCUGAAUCAAUUAGGAGCUAAGCUGUUACCUGUUCUCUGUAAAAACAGACCAACAGAACCAAUGCCUUAUAUGAAGUACAGCAUCUCCUCCCAUAAUGGGGAUAUUGAGUCUUUGUUUUCUGCAGAUUGUAAGUGGUGAUUGUCUCUUGUAAAGCUACCAGUAACAAUUUACUGAAGCAGAAAGCAAAAUUGUUUAGUGUCUGUAAAUUAUGUAUACCUUGAUUAGUCAUAUAUUCAAGAAAACUAUUCACAAGGACUAUAGAACUCAGUAUGCUUGUUAAAAAAACAAAAUGUAACCAUGUGAAACAUGAAGGCAAGGGACGUGUAAUGGGAGCAGACUUGGCUACAGGUUCUAGUCCCGUCCCCCGUCCCCCCGCUACUUUAAAAAUACAGUCAAGCCAGCGAUUGAAUGGGUAUAAGCACAACCAUGUGGAUCCAGUAUGGCAACAUCUGUGUCAGUGGCAACGCGGCUUCAUCUCAAAAGUUGUUUAAAAUAUUAUAGUGUCAGUAAUGAUGCCUGCUUCUAAACAUUCUAAAUUGUUUACUGUACACAUAACUAGUUCAGGCUUUCACCUAUCUUAAACGAAUCAUGAAAUUCCAGUUGAAAUUCUGAUACCUGGCAACAGUAGUUAACUUACAGGGGUCCAAGUUUUCAUCUGUCUCACUUUGUUUUCAUUAAACAAAGGAUAGCCAGUUAAAGAAUACUGUUGUGUUAUGUUGCUAGUUGGUGUGAGAAAAGAUGUGAAGUUGUUUGUUGUUCAGUCGUGAUGUAUUUGAAACAUUGCUUCCUCCAGUGACGGCAAGAAGCCCUACUAUUGCAGAAAUUUAAAUUCUCAGGAUUAUAUCAAUCUACAGUAUAGGUAUUUUAGUCUUGACCUUAAAUCUAAACACAAAUUUUAAUAGUAAAAACAAACCAGUGCUUGUUUAAAACUGGAAAAGUAUUCCUGUACUGUUAUAUUGUAUGCAUGUACAUGGUACUAUAUAAAGAAGGUAUCUACAGCAAGGGACUUACAAGCAAGAAAAAGAGAAAAGAGC